This is a messenger RNA of Rhagoletis zephyria (snowberry fruit fly), 1022 nucleotides long. RefSeq lists its product as uncharacterized. Lineage: Eukaryota; Metazoa; Arthropoda; Insecta; Diptera; Tephritidae. The record is from RefSeq and is a predicted model, not a curated record.
CUUUUAAAAAUACGCUUUUUUCGCACAAUUUAACAUUUGUCAAAAAUUAAGUUUUGUUUCACAGUUAUUUGCGAAAAUAAGCGCAGACAUAUUCUGCUAAAUUGGAAAAAACCUCGAAAAGCUUGUGGCUUUGGCAAAAUUUGAAUGAGAAAUGUUUUCGCGCUUCGUUAAAGGGCCCAGUAGAUUUCAUAUAAUGAGAAGUUCAGUCACACCCAUAUGCGAUGAAUUCUAUAAUGCUGAGCGAUCACAUUCAGAGAUUUUACGGCAUCCGUGAAGUGACAUUGCAUUGUCGUAUGUUUAAGAGCCAUACCGAAAUAAGCGUCUUGAUAUACACUGCAGUGGACAGAAAGCUGAAAAGAUUCCUCUCGCUGAUGUUCAAUGAGAAAAUUCCUCCGAUUGCCUAUUUAAGUUUGGAGCCGUCUUCAAGCAUCAAGCUUAAGAUCGUGUGCGCACUACCUUUAAGCUCUAAUAGCAUUAAUGAUUGCGAGCAAAAUACAAAAGGAACAAGUAAUAUAUACAAAUUUAUUAAAAUUAGUACUAACUAGUUUUAAAACAAAGAAAAAUGUUUAUUAGCGUUGAAUUAAAUUAUUUAAUAUUUUUAAACUAUACUAUUUACAUAUGUACAUUUCUGUAAUUGUUUAUUCGAAUCGUUGUGGGCGCAGUAUUCUCAAGCUAGUUGACAGAAAGUGUGUUGCUGUUUGUAGAAAUUAAAAAAAAGAAAAAUAUUUUUGUUAAAAUUUAAUUUGUUUAUUAAGAACACUCGUUUCCCAGUUGAAAUUCGAAAAUUCUCUAAAGAUGAAAACAAUGUUGAAAUUUUAUUUUAUUUAAUUAAGAUUAAAUACACCUAACCGCCAACAGCGCCAAACGAGAACUAUAUUAUUGUUGUUAGCAUUCAGAUAACAACAAAAUAAGAGCCAGGACACGCUAGCCAGCUACGCGCUUGACUGCAUUCGAUAAUUAUAAAAAAAAAAAUAUUGAAUAUUUUGUAGCAUAAAUAUAUAAAAGUACCAUUAAACUUACGU